UCACUUUGCAAAUUAUCACAACAGUCUACACGUUUCCUAUCAGAAAUAAUAUUUCUGCUCAUUCAUUAUUCAUGCCACCGCGAGGUGAUGUACGUUUUAUGUUAGAGUUUAAUUCGCUUUCCGGGUUUCUACCGAGUGAUUUACUCGUGUGCGCGUGACGCGUGGCCAAUUUAGAAAUGGCGCGAAAAGAGCGGAGCGUCUUCGUGCAGCUCCAAAAUAUCCGCAUAUUCUAGUGAGGCGUGCGACACCUCGGACAGGAGUGACGCUUAGACGAGCGAGCAGGCGAACACUGGUGCUUACUGCACUUCUGGGUUUCUCUGCAUGCUCCAGCAGGUGCGGAGAAGCCGGAGCGCUUGGAGCACACCGCGCCACGCCGGGAACAAUGGGAUCUGACCGGCAUACUGAUACACCUCUCGCGCUGCGUCUCCACGACCUCAGCACCGCCGGCCCCGGGAGCAGCUCUGGCGCACUCUCACCUCUCCGUUUCGCUCUUCUUUAGAUCAACCCAUCUUUUUUUGUUGUUUUGCAUAUUUAUGCUGGUCACGUCGUCGUGCGUGCGUCGCUGCGUGCUUGAAAUUGCGGGACCGCUUCGGAACAAGUUGGACGGCGUGAGCUUACUGUCUCUGCGCGAUGUGGAGGGCUGGAGAGCGCUGGCGCCCGGCGCUGCUGUGUCUGCCCGUGCUGAUGGCCGUGACACUCGGCCGCACUCCGAUCUCGCACAGGGUUAACGAGCCCAGCAACAUGUCGUACGUCAAAGUCACCGUGGACAAACUGCUGAAAGGCUACGACAUUCGGCUCAGGCCCGAUUUCGGAGGUCCUCCGGUUGACGUCGGGAUGAGUAUUGACAUCUCCAGCAUCGACAUGGUGUCUGAGGUGAACAUGGAUUACACCAUCACCAUGUAUUUCCAGCAAUCAUGGCGUGAUAAACGCCUGUCCUACACGGGGAUUCCUCUGAACUUGACACUGGAUAACCGUGUGGCUGAUCAACUCUGGGUGCCUGAUACUUACUUUAUAAAUGACAAGAAAUCUUUCGUUCAUGGUGUCACCGUCAAGAACCGCAUGAUUCGGCUGCAUCCAGAUGGAACUGUGCUCUAUGGACUCAGGAUAACUACAACAGCAGCCUGUAUGAUGGACCUGCGGAGGUACCCCCUGGAUGAACAGAACUGCACCCUGGAGAUUGAGAGCUAUGGGUAUACCACAGAUGACAUUGAGUUUUAUUGGCAGGAGGGAAGUUCAGUGACUGGAGUAGACAACAUUGAGUUGCCACAGUUCUCCAUCAUUGACUAUAAAACUUUGUCUAAGAAGGUGGUCUUUGCAACAGGGUCAUACCCUCGUCUGUCCCUGAGCUUUAAGCUGAAGAGAAACAUUGGAUAUUUUAUCCUGCAAACUUACAUGCCCUCAAACCUGAUCACCAUCCUGUCCUGGGUCUCCUUCUGGAUUAACUAUGAUGCUUCUGCAGCACGGGUAGCUCUAGGAAUCACUACUGUACUGACCAUGACCACCAUCAACACCCAUCUGCGAGAGACGCUACCCAAGAUCCCCUAUGUAAAAGCCAUAGAUAUAUACCUAAUGGGCUGCUUUGUCUUCGUAUUCUUGGCCCUGCUUGAGUAUGCGUUUGUUAACUACAUUUUCUUCGGCCGAGGUCCACACCUACAGAAGAAAGUGGCAGAAAAAGCUGCUAAGAGCAACAAUGAGAAGAGCAGACUGGAGAGCAACAAAAUCCAGGUGGAUGCCCAUGGAAACAUUCCCCUUACCAAUCUUGACCUCCGCCUCACUGGGGCAGAGAUGCUCGGUGGUCUUGGUGACCCUCGGAAUACCAUGUUCUCUUAUGACAGUGCCAGCAUCCAAUACCGCAAGCCCCUGACAGGCUGUGACCUUUACGGCCGGCCGACUGCUUCCCUUGAACGGCCAAUCAAGCACAAGAAGAGUCGCUUGAGGAAGCGGGCCUCUCAGCUUAAGGUGAAAAUUCCAGACCUGACAGAUGUGAAUUCCAUCGACAAGUGGUCACGUGUCAUCUUUCCCAUCACCUACACUUUCUUCAACCUAGUCUAUUGGCUUUACUAUGUCCACUAGGAGACAGCAGUGCACUCAGCUUAGCUUCCACUUAGCAGAUCG
Ictalurus furcatus (blue catfish) is the source of this 2115-nucleotide messenger RNA. RefSeq names its product gamma-aminobutyric acid type A receptor subunit beta1 (gene gabrb1). NCBI's taxonomy places the organism in Eukaryota, Metazoa, Chordata, Actinopteri, Siluriformes, Ictaluridae. Gene Ontology annotation, cellular component: neuron projection; synapse; membrane. The coding region runs from base 631 to 2073 and encodes 480 amino acids. Gene Ontology annotation, molecular function: extracellular ligand-gated monoatomic ion channel activity; GABA-A receptor activity; neurotransmitter receptor activity. Gene Ontology annotation, biological process: signal transduction; regulation of membrane potential; nervous system process. The record is from RefSeq and is a predicted model, not a curated record. The transcript is spliced from 9 exons.